Porites evermanni is the source of this 1410-nucleotide messenger RNA. Lineage: Eukaryota; Metazoa; Cnidaria; Anthozoa; Scleractinia; Poritidae. The record is from the annotation of a GenBank genome assembly.
AUGCAAAAUAUUAACACAACAACAUGCGGUUACUUCUGUUUGUACUUUUUAAAUGAGAUGAGCAAGGGUACAACAUAAUUAUGAUGAUAUGUUAAGAGUAUUUAACAUUCAUGACACAAUGAAGAAUGAGCAGUUUAUGGAGAAGUAUUUUACAAUAGUGUAAUCUAUACUGUCUAUAUAUAUAUAAUGACUGAUAAAUUCUGUGUAUGUUGCUAAGAAGUUACUCCGCAUUAUGUGAAUGAAUAUAGUGGUUUAGAAUGCUGCAAAUGUGAGCCUUUGAGCACCAGUGAAGGUGAAUAUAAGUCGGAUAGCUCAAGUGGAGACCUAACUUAUGUUCCAGACAACAGCAGCGGCAGUGAUUAAACGAUAUUACCCCCAUUUUUACGUAACAUAUUGUAUACAGAAAUGGUGAAAUCCUAUUGUGUUAAACAGAAAAAACAAACAAAAUGUGUACCAGGUAGUGAAAUAAUUGUUAAAGCCAAAAAUGGCCGAUUAGUGAUGAAAUGCACUUGCGCCGAAUGCGGAAUCACUAAAACUAAAUUCGUGAAGGGAAACUAAUUGGGCCCCUUUAAGCAGGGGGCGAUUUAUUUUAUGCUGCUGUAGGGGCUGCAACAAAUUUAUUUGUAGAACAUGCUCUUCCAUAUAUGGCGAAAAAGAGUGUACAAAUGGCAAGAUAUUAUUGUUCCGAAGCUCUGACAAAUAAAAAUUUGCAGAAGAAGGUCACAAAUUAUGGAUUGAAAAAGCUCACUCCUGUGAUACAAAAUGUUGGAUCUCAAGGUCUUGAUCAAUUGAGCACUAAAAUAAGGCCAAAUAAAAAGUACAAAACUGAUAGAAAUGAUUUAGAUCGAGGAUCCUUACAAAAAGGUGGUAAUAUACAAGAAUAGCAAAAAUAGCAAACGACCCACAAAAACUCAAUUGGCUAAAUAUGCCUGGGAACAGGCUAGAAUUUUUGGAUAUAGGGGAACAUUAAUACAAUUUUUAUCUGCACUAAAUUUAGGACAUAUUUUUCAACAAGGAUCUGGCAUUAUUGAUGAAGCCAAAUCCAAAGGCAUAAGUGAAUUGACAGAAGGUAAUAUUGCUGGUGUUCCAUGGCGUGUUGAUUUCAAAAAAGGCACAAAAUUGUUAGAAGAUCUAGACCUAUGGAAAACAACAACCAAACAAGAAAUUGCUGAUAUGGUUCAACGUGUGGCUGCAUUGAAAAGAUCUUAUCAUGCUGUGCAAACUUUAGGCUACAGAGGAUCAUAUACCAGCUUUGCAAAAAAGACAGGCGGUGUUGAAAAACGUUCUUACACAUUUCCAGGAUUUGGAAGUGGAAUAGAUGUUCACAAAGCCAUUGGCAAACUACCAAAACCAAAGGCUGGAUGGACAUUGCCAGGGCAUAAAUACGCAGGUCCGUAUGAUGAUGAAUGA